Messenger RNA from Polypterus senegalus (gray bichir), 1505 nucleotides. It is a transcript of the gene anxa5b, whose product is annotated as annexin A5b. The transcript is spliced from 13 exons. Gene Ontology annotation, biological process: negative regulation of coagulation. The record is from RefSeq and is a predicted model, not a curated record. Lineage: Eukaryota; Metazoa; Chordata; Cladistia; Polypteriformes; Polypteridae. The coding region runs from base 147 to 1103 and encodes 318 amino acids. Gene Ontology annotation, molecular function: calcium-dependent phospholipid binding; calcium ion binding. Gene Ontology annotation, cellular component: cytoplasm.
CGGCUUCAGACCGGGUGUGGCUCCAACUCUCACAAGUUGCUCCUUUCUCUCCCACUUCGUAGCUGGUAGCUUUCGAGAAGAGCUCAGGCUGCUCUUUUGACUGCCCUUUAAAAACUUCUACUUUGUAAGGCUUUGUACGCAAGGAAAUGGCAACUAAAGGAGCAUCUGUGAAGCCCUUUGCUCAAUUUGAUGCCAAACAAGAUGCAGAAGCCCUGUAUGGUGCGAUGAAAGGACUUGGUACUGAUGAAGACGCUAUACUACAGCUUCUGACAGCCAGGAGCAAUACCCAGCGACAGCAGAUUGCAGCAACCUAUAAGAAUUUAUAUGGAAAGGAUCUGGUUGAUAAUUUGAAGUCUGAACUGGGUGGAAAAUUUGAAACUAUAAUUGUUGGCUUAAUGACACCUCCAGUUCUCUAUGAUGUCAAUGAACUUAGAGCUGCAAUAAAGGGGGCAGGAACUGAUGAACAUGUUUUGAUAGAAAUACUUGCUUCAAGAACUGCAAAACAAAUCAAAGAGAUUGCUGCAACCUACAAAAAAGAAUAUGGUUGUGUUCUUGAAGAUGACAUUGAGGGAGACACAUCUGGUCACUUCAAGAGACUCUUAGUUAUUCUGAUGCAGGCAAGCAGAGAGGAAGGAAUUAAUGCUGGAUGUAUUGAUGAAGAUGCUCAGGUUCUGUUUGAAGCUGGAGAAAAAAAAUAUGGGACAGAUGAAGAUAAAUUCAUUACUAUUCUUGGCAACCGAAGUGCAGAACAUCUAAGAAAAGUUUUUGAUCAAUACAUGAAGAUUUCAGGGUAUGAAAUUGAAGAAAGCAUUACUAGGGAAACUUCAGGAAGUUUAAAGAAUCUACUUUUGGCUGUUGUCAAGUGUGCCCGAAGUGUACCUGCAUAUUUUGCCGAAAGUCUAUAUUAUUCCAUGAAGGGUGCUGGCACAGAUGAUAAGACUUUGAUUAGGAUCAUGGUAUCUAGAAGUGAAGUUGAUAUGCUGGACAUUCGAGCACAGUUCAGAAGAAUGUUUGCAACCUCUCUGCAUUCUAUGAUUAAUAAUGAUACUUCUGGAGACUACCGCAAGACUCUUCUUCUACUUUGUGGAGGUGAUGACCAUUAAUGUUAACUUGAAUUUAAGUCAAUGAACCAAAGCUUCCUAUGAUAUGUUGUAUUCUAAACUGUUUAUCAAUAAGGACCAAACUUUGAACAGAAACAGUGCUUUGUCUUGGUUUCAAAUCAUGUAUGAUACAUAAAAUUAAUGAAGUAAAGAUAAUUUUAGUUUCAGGUGUAUCAACUGAAACAUUUUAUCAUUGUUACAACUUGAAAAAUCUUAAUGACACAUGUGAAGUACUUUAUUGUUGAGUUUAUAGUACCUACAUAUUCAUUUAAUUUCACAGUAGUUACAUUUUCUUCAAGUUUUGAAUGUUUCAAAAGCCAGUUUUCUCAAAUAAGAAGAGGUUUUAGUUACUUUUUAAAAAUAAAAAUCUCUGCUUAAGAAAAUAAAAAUAAAAUGCAAAUCAAA